GAAAAUGUGAAAUAAUUAUUUAAAAAAAAUGAAAAAGAAAAAAAAAAUGGAGUUCGUUCAGUUUGAGACAACACAAUGUGUUUUUAACUCAGAUAUACUCUCUUUGUGUCGUCCUAUGCGAUUCUAUUCUCAAAAUUCCGCUGCAAAAAAAAGAAUCCAUUUUUGAAUCAAAUCAUCUCUUACAUUUUUCGAUUUUCUAGGGUUCUGAUUUUUUUUGGGCAGGGGUUUGCUCUGCAAUUUCAGUCAUUUUUCAACUCGGAUUUACGCUCGAGAGUGGGUAAACCGAGUUGGGCUCAGUUGUGAUUUUCCCCAGCAAUCGAUGUAGUCAAAGCUGACGAAGGAUCUUGUUAUUGAGUUGAAUUGGAAGAUGUUGAGCUGAGCUUUAAUUUGUAAAGGUAGUCAGUGAUUUUUGGUUUAAAAAUAAUAGACGUACGUGAAAAUUGUUAAAUCAGACUACUUCGAGGUAGAAGGAGUAUGAGGUUCUUCUAUAAAGUAGCCGAAGUAAGCAUUAUGUUAAAUGAUAUGUUGAAAUUUUGGAGCUGGUUGGUCUAAAUUUUAUACCAAGUUCACUAUGUCUUUAAUUUUGAGAAGGUUUUAUGUGCUGUAUUGAUUGUGGAGCUAUCCCAUUUUCCAUAUCACAUUCUAGAGUUGGUACUUAUGGCUUAAUUGGGGUUCCCAUUUGGUGAGAGUCGUAAGCAAUGAAAACUUCUAGUGGUCUUGGAAGCUAUAUGAGUUCAGAAACUGAUUGCUUACCCUAUGUAAUGUGAUACUUGAAAAUGGGUAUACUUUAAAAAGUACUUGCCUGCUAACUGUAAAGCUUUAGUAAGAAAGAUGCCUUCGUGGUGGGGGAAGUCGUCAUCCAAAGAAGCAAAGAAGAAAACAAGCAAGGAAAGUUUCAUUGAAUCAUUACAUCGGAAAUUUAGGAGCCCGUCUGAUGGUAGAGUCAACAAUAGAACAGAGGUUUCUCGAAGACGUUGCAGUGACACAAUUUCUGAAAUAGGAUCUCGAUCACCCCUGGAAUCUAGAUCUCCCUCACCUUCUAAACAAGUACCAAGGUCUCAAAGUUUUGCCGACAGACCUCAUGCUCAGCCUCUUCCGCUCCCAGGCCUUCAUCUUGCUACUGUUGGUCGCACAGAUUCUGGAAUUAACUUAUCACCAAGAUGCGAGAAGGGCUCUAAGCCAGCAUCAUUUCUUCUCCCAACGCCAAAAUGUUUGCAGAGCAGGCCCAGUCCCUCUGAUUUAGAUGGUGAUUUGGUCACUGGUUCAGUGUCUAGUGAAAGCUCAGGUGAAAGUGAUGAGCCAGUUGACUCACGUCAACGUAGUCCUCAGGCAACUGACUAUGACAAUGGAAAUAGGGUUGUUGCAGGAAGUCCUCCCAGUGUGAUGCCCAAGGAUCAAACCCCUAAUGUUUUCCAAAUAAGCCCAAGGGAAGUAAGAAAACCAGCUAACCUCCCUACCAAUAAUCAUAUUUUGUCCACAUCUCCGAAACGAAGGCCUUUAAGCAAUCAUGUGCCGAAUCUACUGGUUCCUUAUAAUGGUGGUUUCUGCAGUGCUCCAGACAGCUCCUUGUCAAGUCCUUCUAGAAGUCCAAUGAGAGCAUUUGGCUCUGACCAAGUAGUCAACUCUGCCUUUUGGGCAGGGAAGCCAUAUGGCCCAUUUCCAGAUGUUACUUUAGCUGGAUCUGGCCAUUGCUCAAGUCCUGGUUCAGGUCAUAAUUCUGGGCAUAAUUCUAUGGGGGGAGACAUGUCCGCACAAUUUUUUUUGCAACAAAGCAGGGGUAGCCCUGAGUACUCCCCUGUACCCAGUCCUAGAAUGACUAGCCCUGGCCCAGGCUCAAGAAUUCAUAGUGGUACUGUAACACCUAUCCAUCCAAGAGCAGGAGGGAUGCCCUGUGAUUCUCAGACAAGCUGGCCUGAUGAUGGCAAACAACAAAGUCACCGUUUGCCUCUUCCUCCUGGGACAAUCUCUAAUCCUCCCCAUUUUUCUACUAAUUCAGCAGCAACAUCUCCUUCUGUGCCACGAAGUCCAGGUAGGGCAGAGAAUCCUGCAAGCCCUGGUUCUCGCUGGAAGAAAGGAAAGCUGAUAGGUAGAGGCACAUUUGGGCAUGUUUAUGUUGGUUUUAACAGCGAGAGUGGAGACAUGUGUGCAAUGAAGGAGGUUACAUUGUUUUCAGAUGAUGCAAAGUCUAAGGAAAGUGCUAAGCAAUUAAUGCAGGAAAUUACUCUACUAAGCCGUUUAAGGCACCCGAACAUUGUGCAGUAUUAUGGAUCUGACGCAGUGGGUGACAAAUUAUACAUAUACUUGGAGUAUGUAUCGGGGGGGUCGAUCUAUAAAUUGCUCCGGGAUUAUGGGCAAUUUGGUGAACUGGCAAUUCGUAGUUAUACUCAACAGAUUUUGUCAGGCCUUGCAUAUUUACAUGCUAAAAAUACAGUUCACAGGGACAUCAAAGGAGCAAAUAUACUUGUAGACCCAAAUGGCCGUGUUAAGUUGGCAGACUUUGGGAUGGCAAAGCAUAUCACUGGUCAGUCAGCAUUAUCAUUCAAGGGAAGCCCCUACUGGAUGGCACCUGAGGUAAUAAAGAAUUCAACUGGCUGCAACCUUGCUGUGGAUAUUUGGAGCCUUGGAUGCACUGUUUUGGAAAUGGCUACUACAAAACCACCCUGGAGCCAGUAUGAAGGAGUAGCUGCUAUGUUUAAGAUUGGUAAUAGCAAGGAGCUUCCAGCAAUUCCAGAUACCUUAUCACAGGAUGGAAAGGAAUUUAUAUUACAAUGCUUGCAACGAAAUCCAAUUAAUCGUCCUUCAGCUGCUGAACUUUUGAAUCACCCUUUUGUGAAAUAUGCUGCACCUUUGGAAAGAUCUAUUUUGAGUCCCAAGGCCUCAGAUCCCUCCCCUGCAGUAACAAGUGGAGUAAAAGCUUUGGGAAUUGGGGAAGCUAGAAAUUUAUCCCCAUUGGAAUCAGAGAGACUUGCAGUUCAUUCUUCGAGAGUACUGAAAACUGCUCACCAUUGCAGUGAGAUCCAUAUUCCACGAAAUGUAUCGUGCCCUGUCUCACCCAUUGGAAGCCCUUUAUUGAACUCAAGAUCACCACAGCACCUUAGUGGAAGGAUGUCUCCGUCUCCUAUCUCUAGUCCACGGACCACUUCAGGCUCUUCCACACCCCUAACUGGCGGCAGUGGUUCCAUUCCAUUUGGUCACCUAAAACAGUCGGUAAAUUUGCAAGAGGGUUUUGGAGGCAUGCCAAAGCCUUUAACCAGCCACUAUAUUAAUGGUCCCUCUUAUCAUGAUUCCAGUCAUGAUAUCUUCCGAGGGAUGCAACCAGGAUCACACAUGUUUUCAGAACUUUUGCCCUGUGAAAAUGAGGUUCUGGGACUGCAAUUUCCGAGGCAUGGUCAUGGAGAGUACGAUGGACAGUCAGUUUUGGCUGAUCGUGUAUCUCGACAGCUUUUGAGAGAUAAUGCUAAAAUUAACCCAUCACUGGACUUGAGUUGCAGCUCUCCUUUGCCCAGUCACACAAAUUGUGUCUAACAUGAGGCAUUUUUUCAAGGACCCAAUCUAUGAGAGUGAGUACAUCCAAGUCUUUAAGACUAUUUUUGGUUCUACAGGAUCAAUUCAUUCAUCAUGUUAAAUUGCCAAAGAAGCUAAUUUGUACAAUAAGGACCUGAAAUGGAAGAACUGUGAAUAAGGUCUAACAGUUGGAAAGUGGAAAAAGAAAUACUGUUAAGGCUGACUUAUUUCACCUAUCUUAAGGCUGCCUUCCUGGCUAGUAAGAAAUCUUGUGCUGGGUGAUAUGAGGCUUUUCCUGCUCUUACGAAGUUCGCCGUUCGGAGUGUCAUCUCACGUUUUACUGAACCAAGGUACUAAAAGAUUUGAUUUUGCCUAGGAACUUUCCUCCAUAACAAAAAGGAUUCAUGGCUGUGAGAACUGUAUAUUUGUUUAGAUCAUGGUAUAGAAAAAAGAAAUACAAUUUUUUUCCCCUUUUGGGUCUGAAACUGCUGUACAGAAGAUGGAAAACUGAAUUUGGGUCCGGAGAUGGAACAAAAAGCACUAAGCCAUUAUUGAGUGAGGCUGCCCCUUUUGAUUUAUUAGCCGGCGGCUCAAAUGUAACUUUGUCUACUCUUUACCACCUAAUUUGUUGUAUGUAACAUCAUUCUUCACUUCAAUGGAAUGAAGAUUCUAAUUCCAAGGUCCCA
Messenger RNA from Cannabis sativa, 4190 nucleotides. Its product is annotated as mitogen-activated protein kinase kinase kinase YODA. Gene Ontology annotation, molecular function: ATP binding; protein kinase activity. NCBI's taxonomy places the organism in Eukaryota, Viridiplantae, Streptophyta, Magnoliopsida, Rosales, Cannabaceae. The coding region runs from base 832 to 3525 and encodes 897 amino acids. The transcript has 13 exons. The record is from RefSeq and is a predicted model, not a curated record. Gene Ontology annotation, biological process: protein phosphorylation.